Messenger RNA from Haemonchus placei, 309 nucleotides. NCBI's taxonomy places the organism in Eukaryota, Metazoa, Nematoda, Chromadorea, Rhabditida, Trichostrongylidae. The record is from the annotation of a GenBank genome assembly.
AUGUUUAGCUCUUCAAUAGGCUCACACGUAGCCAUACACUACCGUACCUGCCGAUCUUUCAACGUUUCCAGCUCAGUUCUCCUAUAAACAGCUUCGGUGAGUUUCAUGGCAAUAUCAGCUCGAUUCCCUGCCUCAUUCGAAUCAGACACGAUUCCUACGCAACUGAUCAUCAACUGUUGUAGAAGGAACGAAAUUAAUGAACAGAUAAAUGUAUGGUCUGCAGAGAUCGCAUCCAUAUUGAUUAUCAACAGAACACACAUAUUUAUUACCACCCAUAAUAGUGAAAGUAUUAGAAAUAUUCGUCGAUGA